Apodemus sylvaticus (European woodmouse) is the source of this 162-nucleotide messenger RNA. RefSeq names its product keratin-associated protein 20-2-like. The transcript has a single exon. The record is from RefSeq and is a predicted model, not a curated record. NCBI's taxonomy places the organism in Eukaryota, Metazoa, Chordata, Mammalia, Rodentia, Muridae. Bases 1 to 162 code for a protein of 53 amino acids.
AUGUGUUACUACGGCAGCUACUAUGGAGGCCUGGGCUAUGGCUAUGGCUGUGGCUAUGGCUGUGGCUGUGGCUAUGGUGGCUAUGGUGGCUAUGCUGGCUAUGGUUAUGGCUGCUGCCGCCCACUGUGCUGUAGAAGGUACUGGUCCUGUGGCUUCUACUGA